GGGUCCUCGGAAAACCGAGAUUUGGUUUUUCAUAUGCGAUUCUUGAAAAAUUGUUGCUGCAUACACACGAAGGCUUACAUAUACACACAAGUGCUGACAGUUUAGCGGGAUUUCAAAUAAUUCUUAGCUGUUUUUUGUCUGUUACCUAAAAAAGUUAUUAUUAUAUCUAAAAUAUUAUUUCCUUGUCUAAAUUAACAAUUAGUUUCAGUAUUUUUUUUUUGUUAAAAAUUAAAUAUUUAAAAUUAUAUAUUUUACUUUGUUUUUUUGUAAAGCCUUUAAUAUUCUACCUACAGUGUGUAUGUAGCGGCUGAACAAUUUUUCGCCAACCAUCUUUAUCCGUUGACUUUAACGAGUUUUACAUGCUAAUUCUAUAAUAUCGAAAAAUUUGCGUUUGUAAAAAAUAAAAAAAAAAAAUAAGAAACAUUCGCUCCCUCAAAAUAUCAUCCCCAACAUACCUUUCGUGCUUGUUUGCUCUAUGUUACAAUAACAAAAAAAAAAAAAAAGAAACCACAACCAAAAAAAUAAGUAAAUAAAUAGAAAAAACAAACCAAUUAUUGACGAUUAAAAUUAUUGAAUUUCUUGUACCGUUUAAUUGACUUGAAUUUUUUCAUUGCAAAUAGGCCAAAAAGUGUGUACUUGUCCCAUGACCGAGGCGCGCGAUGGCCAACAACAAUACCUAAUAAUAAUAUCAUAAUAAAUAAAAAAAAAACCAACAAAGCUAUUAUAAAAACAAAACAAAAAAUACCAAUACAAAAAAUGAAAGCAAUAUGCAAAAUUCGAGUUUAAAAGUGGCGACGGGAGACAGAGCAUCUCCAUUUCCAUCUCCAGGCAGGCCGGCAGGCUGGUGGAACGAAAGAAAUCUUCUCAAGCCAUCGACGCUAAUCUCGCUUGACCCGCUCGCUGACUAAUAUAAAUGUGUUUCGAGAUUCGGAUUGAGAGAUCAGAUCAGUAAAUAUGCUACGAACCGAUCUCGCUCAUGGCCUAUGGGCUGCUGGCGCGCUGGUGAGGAUGAGGAGCACGAGGCGGACGCCGAUUCGCUGUACAUACAACCACCGCAAGCGAGCAGGGAAUCGGGAUCCGGUUCGAGGAGAGAGAAGAAGAAACAUUCCCGCGAACGCCGGCGUCACAAGGAACGGGAGAAUGUGGGUGGAGGCGGGUUAGAGCGCGAUCAUCGUUACGAUUAUCGGACCAGGGAGGAUCAUUACCACCAGCACCACCACCGAGAACGUGUCCACCAUCUGAGUCACGCCUAUCACUACCAACAGCCGCAGCCGGGCCAGCAGCAACAGCCGCCGCCGCCGCUUCCUGCCAUCAACUACGCCCAUCACCACCACCAUCAUCAGCAGCAUUUAACCGGAGCGAGAGCCGCUCCCCGUGGCGACUACCAUUCCUAUCCGUCUAGUUAUCAUUCAACCAGUCGGCACGCGGACUAUCCCAUGGAGGAGCCUCCGCGCCGAAGCAGCAAGUACGUGGAGAGCAAGGAUGCCGAAAGCCUCGAACAGGAUCUGCGCUCCAGGCUGUUAAAGAAGCGACACAACUACGUCAAGGACUACGAGACGGAGGAAAACUAUGAGCGGGGCGAUAGGGACAGAGAGCGGGAGCGAGACCGGGAACGGGAACGAGGCCGUAAGGAGCGGGACCGAAGUGCUCGAGCCCACAAGCAGAGCCGCCAUGACCGUGUGAUCGAGCUGCUCGACAGUCCCGAUGCGGAAUCACAGCAUCAACAGCACAAGUCGCAUCGCAAGUGGCGCGAGGAAGCAGAAGUCAGUCGCCGGAAGGUAACCGAAGAUCCGGAGCUAUCGGCACGGAGGGAGAAAAUGCUAGCCGCCGAGCGGGAGAACCGCCAGAGGAAGCAGAACGCUCGUGAGGAGUUGGAGGCCCGACGAGAGCUUCUGCGGGAGCGGAACGAGCACAGCGAUGCACUGAGUCCAACGGCAGUAGCUGCCAGUGUCACGGCGGGCUUGAAUAUUGUGAAGAGGAAGUCCAAGGACAGCUACGACCGGGACAUCAAGCACAAGAAGCGACGCGAAGAGGUGGAGGUGAUUCGCGACGAUGAUGAGGAGAGUGAGGAGAGCGACUCCAACGAGGAGGAGCGCGAAGAGGACAGCGCUGAGAGCGAGAGCGAAUCGGGCAGUGACGAGAGCUACGCCAGCAAAAAGAAGAGCAAGAGAAAAGCCAAGACACAGGCCGUGGACGAUGACGACGAAGAUCUGCCCCUGCCCGACAGCCCACUGAGCGUUGGCGAACUGUACAAGUCGCCAAAACAACGCCCGCGCUCCCGUUCCGCUAGCUCCAAGAGCAGCUCCCAGUCCAGUCGCAGCAGCCGCUCUCGAUCUCGGUCUAGGAGUCGCAGCAGCAUCGAGGAUGAGGAAGAAGAUCAGCGGGCAGCAUCUCCCAGCAGCAGCACUCGCAGCGAGGAGCGUGGCAUGGCCCAGCAGGUUGAGGAGAAAAGCGACGAAAAACUCAAGGAACGAGCUCAGAAAUCUCUCGAGGAUCAGCCGCCCUGCGACGACAAAGGUGUGCCGCUCCCCAACUACUAUCCCGGAGUGCAGGGCUGUCGGUCGGUGGAAGAGUUCCAGUGCUUGAAUCGCAUCGAGGAAGGCACCUACGGAGUAGUCUACAGAGCCAAGGACAAACGAACCAAUGAGAUUGUGGCGCUGAAGCGCUUGAAGAUGGAGAAGGAAAAGGAAGGCUUCCCCAUCACAUCCCUCAGAGAAAUCAACACGCUGCUCAAGGGCCAGCAUCCGAAUAUCGUUACUGUGCGUGAGAUCGUAGUCGGCUCCAACAUGGACAAGAUCUUCAUUGUUAUGGACUAUGUGGAGCAUGACCUUAAGUCGCUAAUGGAGACAAUGAAGAACCGCAAGCAGAGCUUCUUCCCGGGCGAGGUCAAGUGCCUCACACAGCAACUUUUGCUGGCGGUGGCCCAUCUCCAUGACAACUGGAUUUUGCAUCGCGACCUGAAGACCUCCAAUCUCCUACUGUCCCACAAGGGUAUCCUCAAGGUGGGCGACUUUGGAUUGGCACGCGAGUAUGGCUCGCCGAUCAAGAAGUACACAUCGUUGGUGGUAACGCUAUGGUAUCGUGCCCCGGAGCUCCUCCUCUGCUCGCCGGUCUACUCAACGCCCAUCGACGUGUGGUCGGUUGGCUGCAUUUUCGCCGAAUUCCUCCAGAUGCUGCCCCUCUUUCCGGGCAAGACCGAAAUCGAUGAACUGAAUCGGAUAUUUAAGGAACUUGGCACUCCCAACGAGAAGAUCUGGCCCGGCUACACUGACCUGCCGGCAGUGAAGAACAUGCUGUCGCAAAACUCACAGUUCACCGAAUAUCCCGUCUCGCAGCUGCGCAAGCACUUCCAGGAGAAGACUUCCGACAUGGGCUUGUCGCUCCUUCAGGGCCUGCUCACCUACGACCCGAAACAAAGACUGACAGCCGACGCGGCCCUGAAGCACACCUACUUCAAAGAGCUGCCCCUGCCCAUCGAUCCGUCUAUGUUCCCCACCUGGCCGGCCAAGAGUGAGCUGGGCGUCCGCAAGGCGCAGGCCUCCUCGCCAAAGCCGCCGUCGGGUGGUUCGCAAUUUAAGCAGUUGGGACGGGAUGAACCCAUCGUUACGGGACCGGGUAACAAGCUAUCCUCCGGCAUCAUUACAGGGAACAAGAAGAGCCACGGUGCUGGGGCCUCGUCGGCUAGCACGGGAUUUGUACUCAAUGCUGGACUCACCCAGCGUCAACUGGCCAUGGGACCGGGAUUCAGCCUCAAGUUCUGAUUCGAAUUCGAAUUCGAAUUGGGGCUGGGAUUGUGUGUGUUUUUUAGCCAAUUACGAUUAAGAUUAAGUGUUAUGUAUAGUUAGUGAUGUAAGUAAAAAAUUUCGUUUAAUUGUAUGUGUAUAAAUAUUGUUCCAUAUAUAAUUUAAAAAGCCAUACAAAA
Messenger RNA from Drosophila ananassae, 3922 nucleotides. RefSeq names its product serine/threonine-protein kinase PITSLRE (gene Pitslre). The transcript is spliced from 3 exons. Gene Ontology annotation, biological process: regulation of mitotic cell cycle; protein phosphorylation. Gene Ontology annotation, molecular function: cyclin-dependent protein serine/threonine kinase activity; ATP binding. Bases 984 to 3761 code for a protein of 925 amino acids. Lineage: Eukaryota; Metazoa; Arthropoda; Insecta; Diptera; Drosophilidae. The record is from RefSeq and is a predicted model, not a curated record. Gene Ontology annotation, cellular component: nucleus.